UUGAGUCGUCUUUUUUUCUUCUCUGUUUUUUUUUUAAGCAUUUCUUUACUCUCUUUGGUUUUAGAGCCUGGAAAAAAAUUCUUCAAGAGAAGUGAAUUAAUAAAGAAACAGAAUAAUAUGUAUCAUGAAAGGUAUGCCGAGAAUAAUUAUCGAAACCCCUCAAAAACGGUAAUUCAACCAACGGAGGGGCCUUCAAAAGAAGUUGAAGAAGAAAGAGUAAUCGUUGAUGAAAGUGACGAUAUGUCAAGAACAGAAGUAGUGAGAAGGUUAAGAAGCCGCAGCCAACCGAUCACUUUGUUUGGAGAAACUGAGAAGGAAUCUCGCGCUCGUUUAAGGCGUUUAGAAAUUGAACAGCCCGAUAUGAAAGAAGGUUGGAAAAAUGAUUUAAUAUCAGCUAUGAAAGAAGUCGAUCAUGAGCUGGUUGAAGAAGUUGUCAAAGGACAAGUUGACGACGCUGGAAAACAUGAUGUUGAUAUGCCCGAUGACGAAGACUUGUCGUGGGAAAGGAUAGAAGAAAAUGCCUGUCUGUUAGGAGUUGAUGAUAAUCCUAAUAGAGAUUGUGAUAUUUUAAAUCAGUUUUUCUCAUACAUUUUAAAAAGAUGGGGCAGAGCAUUAAACUCUCGAGACGAACUUACAAAAAGGUCGCCUGAGGGUAAGGCUGCGGCGACGAAGCAUAAGCAAACAAUGGAACAUUUGCGACCUCUGCAAAACAUGCUUCAGAAGCACACUGUAAAUGCUGACAUUCGAGAGCAUUUGAUAAAAAUAUGUCGUUUGAUCGUUAUCGAUAGGGAUUACAUUAAGGCAAACAAUGCCUAUAUGGAAAUGGCAAUUGGCAAUGCACCUUGGCCAGUCGGUGUUACUAGGUCUGGGUUACAUCAGAGACCUGGCUCAGCUAAAGCUUACGUAUCUAACAUUGCCCAUGUUUUGAAUGACGAGACACAACGGAAAUAUAUACAGGCGUUCAAAAGGUUGAUGACUUUAUGUCAGAAGUACUUCCCAACGGACCCUAGCAAGUGUGUUGAAUACGUGAAAGGUAACGAUGCAUCGGUGUGA
Messenger RNA from Enterobius vermicularis (human pinworm), 1053 nucleotides. Lineage: Eukaryota; Metazoa; Nematoda; Chromadorea; Rhabditida; Oxyuridae. The record is from the annotation of a GenBank genome assembly.